Pogoniulus pusillus (Red-fronted tinkerbird) is the source of this 1514-nucleotide messenger RNA. It is a transcript of the gene HENMT1, whose product is annotated as HEN methyltransferase 1. The transcript has 6 exons. Gene Ontology annotation, molecular function: O-methyltransferase activity; RNA methyltransferase activity. The coding region runs from base 158 to 1285 and encodes 375 amino acids. The record is from RefSeq and is a predicted model, not a curated record. Gene Ontology annotation, biological process: RNA methylation; piRNA processing; siRNA processing. NCBI's taxonomy places the organism in Eukaryota, Metazoa, Chordata, Aves, Piciformes, Lybiidae. Gene Ontology annotation, cellular component: nucleus; cytoplasm.
CUUGUUUUGAUAAUGCCUGUUUUUUUGUGGUUCUCUGGGUAAGGUCUACAUCUGCUUUGUGAAUUGAAGACCACUGGAAUCAACGAGCUUGGAGUAUGUUAUAAAGUACUUGAGAAAAUCAGAGUUAAUUUUUCCUAUGUAGCAUUAGCAACAUACUAUGGAUAAGAACGUUCAAGAAGAACAAUUUAAAGGAGUGAUCAAGUUUACCCCACCUUUGUCCAAACAACGCUACCAGUUCGUUAAAGAUUUAGUGGCCAAAUACAGACCUAAGAAGGUAGCAGAUUUAGGAUGUGCUGACUGCAAACUUCUCUGGAUGCUGAAGUUCUGCAGUUGCAUUGAAGUGUUAGUUGGGCUAGAUAUCUCUGCAAGCACAAUGAAGGAGAAAAUGCAUAUGUUGUCUCCUCUUCCUGUUGAUUAUUUGCAACCAACUGAAAGAUCAUUGACUGUUACCUUGUACCAUGGUUCAGUUGCCCAUAAAGAUCCUUGCAUGCUUGGUUUUGACUUGGUAACAUGCAUCGAACUAAUAGAGCACCUGGAAGAAUCAGAACUGAAGAAGUUUCCUGAAGUGGUGUUUGGUUUUAUGGCCCCAAGCAUAGUUGUGAUCAGUACUCCAAAUGUUGAAUUUAACACGUUGCUUCCAGGAGUGACAUUAUUCAGGCAUCCAGACCACAAAUUUGAGUGGAACAGAGCGCAGUUUCAAAGCUGGGCUCUAGAGACUGCUAGGCACUAUGAUUACGCAGUGGAAUUUACUGGCGUAGGGCACCCACCAAGAGGAAUGGAGAACAUUGGGUUUUGUACCCAGAUAGGUGUCUUUGUUAGAAAAUACCCUCAAACUGGUGGAUUUGCUCAGUCUGAGAAGUCAAAUGAAACAGUUUACAAAACGGUCUUCAAAGCAGUGUAUCCAAGUCUUAAAGAUGAAAAGUACCUGCAGAAUAUUCUGGUCGGUGAAGUAGUUUUCACAGCGCAAAUCAUUAAGCAAAGUCUGCUGAACCGUUUAACGUCAGAACGUGAGGAGCGUCAUGACAAUCCUACUGAGGAAAAAGCACAGCUCCAACCUUGCUUUUCAGAAGAUAUGAGAAAACUGGAUGUUAAAAGAAGUAUGGAAUCAUUCGUCAAGGGAAAUGUGGUUUAUAUACCUCUUAAAACAAUAUUUUCUUUUCCCAAAGUGAAUCAGCUUUGUGGUACUUUUGAGAAGUUAUGCAAGCUUAUUGCUGGCAAGGUCAACCUGAGCAGUGAUGGUUAUGCUCUGAUGUUAAGUACUGAACCUGAAGACGAAGAGAAUUAGGUUGCCAAUAUCCCAUCUCAGUUAAAGUAAGCAAGUAUCUUGUAGUAGCUGACAAAUGAUUCGUUUUGGGUGCUAACAAGAAUGGUUUAGAAACAAAUUCAAAACUGAAGACAUCAGUUUAUUGAAUAUCGGAGAGAUCUGCAUUUAAAUACAGUAAAAAAACCCAAACCCCAACCACCACCACACAGAGUGUACUGUGAGAGUCUCCAGUAUUCUUACUAACACAGUU